AUGAUCGACGAACAGCAUCCAAUGCAAAUUGGAAUGUUUCCAAUGGACAUCAAAUGUCAACAGCAGCAACAUACAGUGGCAGGAGCACCGACAGUUGCCCACAAUGACAAAAUGGCGACAGGCAGUCGAAAUGUCAACGGAAGUUGUAACAACCACAACAAUAACAGCGGCAACAGCAACAGUAACAACAACAGCAACAUCAAUGGCAACAACAACACUAACACAAACAAAAGUAAUGGCAAUGCCCAACAAACGCACGCAUGCGGCCCGGGACCCCCAAUGCAGAAUCCGCACCAACACCUCCAUCAUCAACACCAACACCAACACCAUCAUCAGCAACAGCAACAGCAACAGCAACCAACCCAAUCCCAACUUUGCACUCGCAUUGCCUUGGGUGAAUGCAGCCUGAACGGCUUGGCCACGUUUUCAGCCCCAAAUACAACAACAACUCACACACCGCAAGCGCCUCAAGUGCCACACAUGGUGGUCGGCAUGGCUCCGCCCCCACCGCCCCCACCUUCCCUGCUGCUCAAUCAAUGCGCCUACUGUUGCCAACCCAUUUGUGAUCGCUACAUCAUGCGAGUGGUGGACAACUCCUUCCACGAGGGUUGCCUCAAGUGUGCCACCUGCUCCCUGCAUUUGGUGCACACGUGCUAUGCGCGCGAUGGCAAGCUCUACUGUCGCAUCGACUACGAAAGACUCUACAUUCGCAAUCGUUGCCUUGGCUGUGGCCAUAAAAUUGCCGCCGAUGAGCUCGUGAUGCGCACCCACGACAAUGUUUUCCAUUUGAAAUGCUUUGCCUGUGUCGUCUGUGGUGCGCUGCUUAAAAAGGGCGAACAGUAUGUGGUAAAGCAGGGUCAGCUCUUCUGUCGGUUCGACUAUGAGAAGGAGGUGGAAAUGCUGCAGGGCUAUGACUUCUAUGGAGAUGAGUUGUUUCCACCCAAGCUGGAUGGAAGGCGAGGACCGAAAAGGCCUCGCACCAUACUCAAUACACAACAGCGACGCGCUUUUAAGGCGUCCUUUGAAGUAUCGCCUAAGCCUUGUCGUAAAGUUAGAGAGAAUCUGGCAAAGGAGACUGGUUUAAGCUUAAGAAUUGUACAGGUUUGGUUCCAAAACCAGCGCGCUAAAGUCAAAAAGAUACAAAAGAAGGCCAAGCAGGAACCGGCCACUAAGGGAGUUUGCGAUUCACAAGACUCCCAAGAGUCGCAGGAUAGCAGUAUGACAAAAAUCAAAGACGAGGCACACAGCGACAGCGAAUCGCAAAUGGAGUCCCCCUUUUCCAUAGGAUCUGAUGGUCUGGCCAAGUUGCGCUGCAGCAUCAAGGAUGAGCAGGAGCACGUGCCGUUUAGCUGCAUGGAAACCAACAAAGAGAACUGCAACAAGAACAACGAGCCCAUUCUAAAUACCAUUUUGGGUCUGAGCUAUGCAACCUUUCAACAGCUAAUGGGACCCUUUACGCAAACCCCAAUGAUCAACCCGAUCGAUCGAUUAUACAGCAUGCAAAGCUCUUAUUUCAGGCCCGAGGAACUCGGCGCCUAUAGCGAAUGUGGAGGCAAGGAUACCAUGGAGCAUUAGAUAGUGUGUGUGGGCAGACACGCAUUUUAAACUAAAAUCAAAAUUAGACUUUGUAAAAUAAAGAAAAUGUUAAAUUUACUAGCAACUAGAAACUAGUCAUACACACGCACAUACCACACUCGGGCUAGUGUCCAGUGUCAGUCGCAUGU
Molecule: messenger RNA, 1724 nt
Organism: Scaptodrosophila lebanonensis
Lineage: Eukaryota; Metazoa; Arthropoda; Insecta; Diptera; Drosophilidae
Product: LIM homeobox transcription factor 1-beta
Exons: 7
Coding region: 1-1575 (524 amino acids)
Biological process (GO): neuron differentiation; regulation of transcription by RNA polymerase II
Cellular component (GO): nucleus
Molecular function (GO): DNA-binding transcription factor activity, RNA polymerase II-specific; RNA polymerase II transcription regulatory region sequence-specific DNA binding
Source: RefSeq, a predicted model, not a curated record